This is a messenger RNA of Glycine soja, 739 nucleotides long. RefSeq lists its product as uncharacterized. The coding region runs from base 83 to 553 and encodes 156 amino acids. The record is from RefSeq and is a predicted model, not a curated record. The transcript has a single exon. Lineage: Eukaryota; Viridiplantae; Streptophyta; Magnoliopsida; Fabales; Fabaceae.
GCGUGUAUAAUAUAUAGUCCCAUUCAAACUGGUCACUACCAUUUCUCUUCCGUUUACGCAACCCAACACUCCGUUUCUCCCCAUGCCGUCGCUCUCGGGACUCGCCACCGCGAUCCUCAUCGCGAUCGCGCUACUUCUCGCCGGAACCUCCUCUUCCGGCCGUGAUCUCCGUCCGUCGGAGCACGGCCUCGUGUUCCAGGCAUCGCCGCCGGCCAAUUCCUCGCCAGAGAUGAAGUCCUUCUUCAGCACCAGCAAGGGCUCUUCUUCCUCGUCCUCCGACGCCGACACGUCGCCCCGCAACACGACGGAGUCUCUGCCGCCGCCGUGGUGGGGAGUCAGCGGCGGCGGCGGCGGCGGCGGAGGAAGCCACGUGGGACGAGCGCUGAUGAUAGCGAGUCUGGUUUGCGGAAUCACAGGUGGCGUCUUAUUGGUGGCUUCGGCGUUGCUUUAUCUGUUUAAACACCGAAGAAAACCCCACCAAAACGAACCGUUUCGUGCAUGUAAUAAUAAUGCAAACAAGCUUCAAUUAGUGCCAGUUGUGCGUAAUCGUUGAAUUGAGUCCUCUUUUUUUCUUGAGUGCAAUUCACACUGUAAAUCGAUGUUGCUGCGUUGUUGUAUAUUUAAUUAAUUAAUUUAUUUGUUUAUUUUGGUGUAGUUUCGAUCUUUUGCUCGUUGAAAUUACCUACGUGUUACAAAAGUUGUAGUAAUAAUAAAUUUAUGUUAUUUAGUUGGACGUGAA